GAAGGUAAUUUCCAAGCAAGAAAUAUUCCCCACCGUGAUGCCCGUUCACACCUGGCUUCGGAUGCAGACGUUUCAACGUUCUAAGGUUCAGUGGCUUGCGCAACUGUUUGCCACUGUUUCGAGGCGCAGUUCCCACAGUCAUGGGGUGAUCGGUACGGAAAAAUGUUCGCGACCACCGUCGCGUGGCCUAGUGCUCGGGGUUUACGCCGAUGAGCACGAUCGAGACGACAACGGUCUACUGACUCCGGCUGCGGCCAAGUAUAACGAGUCCUACACUAAUGGGGUACUGAUGGAUAUGCUUCGCAUAGCCGGACCGAUGCCAAAACGUGGUGAAACGAGAAUUUUCUUCAAUCUUGAACCAACCUAUUCGGCGGUAGCUGUUUGUGGCCUCGGUAGCACCUGUCUUGGAUAUGAUCCGAUGGAAAAACUAGACCUGUCGAAGGAAGCAAUUCGAGUAGCUUCUGCGAGCGGAUGCCGUGAGCUCCAGAAACUGGAAACCAACCGUAUCUAUGUGGAAGAUUUUGGUCACGCGGAGUCUGCUGCAGAAGGUGCCCAUAUGGGUAUGUGGAUCAAUCAGAACCUGCGCAACCCGGAGAGUCGUUUGUUCAUACCCCAGCUUCAGUUGUACUACGAGCCGGAAAUGCCAUGCGAUUCAAAUGGAUGGAAAAUUGGGCUAGCAAAGGCUGAAGCACAAAAUCUGGCUCGCCAGUUGCAGGAGGCUCCCGCUAACCAUAUGACUCCGACGACUUUUGCACAGAACGUCGUGCAAAUAUUGUGUAAUUCGGGCGUGAACGUAGAGGUCAAGGUGCGUAGCUGGGCAGAAAGUCAAGGCAUGACUUCGUUUCUGACGGUGGCCAAAGGAUCUUGUGAACCACCGAUAUUCCUGGAGCUCAGCUAUUACGGAACCAAACUCAGUGAACGGCCGAUUGUACUGAUCGGACAGGGAAACACAUACGAUAGUGGCGGUAUUUGUGCCAAGAAGCUGCACGCUUUACGAGAUAUGCGGGGAGAUAUGGCGGGAGCGGCCUGUGUGGUAGCCACGUGUCGGGCGAUCGCGGCAUUGAAGCUUCCUGUAAACAUAAGAGCACUGAUUCCACUGUGUGAACACAUGAUUGGGUGCAACGCUAUGAAGGCUGGUGAUGUCAUACCGGUGAAAAAUGGGAAGAGCAUUGAGGUAGUCGAUACCGAUCACGAAGGGCCACUCGUUCUGGUUGAUGCGCUACUAUAUGCGGCAAGCUUUGGACCCAAAUACAUUGUGGACGUUUCUACGAUCUCGGAUCAUGUGCUGAAUUCCUUCGGUAAAGUUUGCAGUGCCGUAUUUACCAAUUCGGAGGACUUGUGGCAAAGGAUCAAGAAUGCUGGAAUACACACAGGCGAUCGAGUUUGGCGAUUGCCUCUGUGGGAAUACUUUACACAGCAGAUGUGUUCGGUUCAGCACGUAGAUGUGCAAAACUACGGCAAAGGAACGGGUGGAGAGUCGUGCAAAGCAGCGGCUUUGUUGAAAGAAUUUCUACCGUGCGGCCAAUGGAUGCACAUCGAUGCGUACAAUGUUAUGACCACCAAGGGAGAGGACUACCCGUACCUUCGGCGGGGUAUGGCCGGGCGACCAACCAGAACAUUGAUUGAGUUCAUUGCGCAAGCUUGUUGCAAAAACAAAUUUAGCACGACUCAACAUUAAGGUAAACUUAGAACCGUUGAUCCCGAUGUUUGUAUGGUGAAACUA
Ochlerotatus camptorhynchus is the source of this 1723-nucleotide messenger RNA. Its product is annotated as cytosol aminopeptidase-like. Gene Ontology annotation, biological process: proteolysis. Gene Ontology annotation, cellular component: cytoplasm. NCBI's taxonomy places the organism in Eukaryota, Metazoa, Arthropoda, Insecta, Diptera, Culicidae. The coding region runs from base 38 to 1678 and encodes 546 amino acids. The record is from RefSeq and is a predicted model, not a curated record. Gene Ontology annotation, molecular function: metalloaminopeptidase activity; manganese ion binding. The transcript is spliced from 2 exons.